Molecule: messenger RNA, 1242 nt
Organism: Ostrinia nubilalis (European corn borer)
Lineage: Eukaryota; Metazoa; Arthropoda; Insecta; Lepidoptera; Crambidae
Exons: 6
Coding region: 172-1242 (356 amino acids)
Source: RefSeq, a predicted model, not a curated record
ACGACGUGUAUGUUUUGGUGCAAGUAAUUAUUCCAGUCAGUGUACCUGGCGGAAAAUUGUCGUUUUCACCGCAGCAGAUGCGACAAUGGAAGUAUCUUGGAGAUAUUAUAAAUAGGAGGCGCACGCGCCGCGGGCCAGUCACAUGGAGAACAUGUCAUUAUACGGAUAAAUAUGCUAAUACUCAUCGCCCUGGUCAUCGCGACAACAGCCGGCCACAGAGUGACGGAGAGCCUCGAGGACGUCCCUCCCGAUGCGUUCAAGAACACCACCACCCUGUACCCAGUCUCCAACAUCACCAGAAAUGACAGCAAAGAAAAGAACAAGAUCAACGGAGACGCCACCGUCUGGAAGCUGGAGACAGCAUUUGCGGAAUCGAGCUACGAAAAAAUGACCAACAGCUCGGAAACAGAGAUGGAGGCAGUGAAGCAAGAAAAGAAGAUGAAGAACAUGAGUGAAGAGUUCAAGCCGAGUCCACAUUUGGGCACGUUCUUUGAAGACGACAGCUUGGAGAUCAUCCCCACGAGAGCCACGAUCGGAGAGUUCAGACCAUUGAAGAAACCUCCAUCAGGAUUUGUGAGCUUCCAAAAGGACAACUUCAAAUCAAUCCUCUACAGCCCCCCAAAAGACGUGUUCAGGCAGCACGAGUUCCCCUACAAGAUCGAGGGCAGCGUCCUCACCAGGGGCAAGAAUUCCUGGAGGCCGUCGGAGGGCCUGGACUCCAAGCCCACCAUGGAGGCCCCCAUGAGAGUCCCGGCAGGAGGCCUGUACAAGGCCCCGGUGCAGGAGGCCUUCACUGAGAGGCCUGACGACGAGGACUUCGGCCUCAACUUUGACGAUUUGAAAGAUAACCACAAUAACAGCGUGGAUGUUAAGAAACGAGUGAACCCAUGGAAGAACCUACUCCGCCUGGUGACAGCGUUCAUUCCCGUGGGACUCAUCAUAUCUGCGCUCACGCCAAACAUAAUCACUGUGGAGUCUACGGGGCCUGAAAGCCAGUUCCCUCACCAGGUGUUCCGCAGAUCGGACAGCAGCGCAGCGGAACUGGCGCCCAUCAGCGAGCCCUGCCGCCGCCGCCUGCUGUGCGAGCUGCACUCAGAUAACAACUACACGGCGAGCCAAAGCCAGCGCGUGCGCCGGCGCCACUGCCACCGCAUCCACUGCGAGGAGCCCGAGGCGCUCGCCAGGAUGCUGACGUGGCUGCUCAGCCACCGGCCCGCCGACAACAGACCACACCAGACUUGA